CAACGAAUUCAUUUUGUAACAUGUAGGAAUCACUGCUGCACUCUUAGCUGACAUAAUCGCCACUACAUACAGAUGGUCCGUUUAAUCAACCAACUUCUUCUUGCUUCAUUUGCCCCUUCCAUUACUGGGCUCUACGCUGGACUCCCAGAGGAUCGUGGCUCCAGGGAUGUGAAGCCACAUCCUAUCAAGCAUGUUGGUUCGUCCAGAGACAUGUUCUUAGCUGGAGACUGGCGUAGCGAUAUGCUGCGUAUGGUGAAUAGCCAGCGUGCAAUGCGCAGUCUGCCAGCUCUGAUCGCCAACGAUCUGCUCAACGCCGCUGCACAGAACCACUCAAACUACCAGUACUCGGUACAGACUAUGACGCACCAAGACCCGGCCGGAUCUCUUGGCGACAGAAUCACCGCAACGGGUCUCAGGUGGACGAAUGCCGGAGAGAAUGUUGCCUGGAACCAGAAAACCCCUGCGGAGGCAAUGGACUCGUGGGUUAACAGUCCGCAUCAUCUGGCAAAUAUCCUCGGCAACUUCAAUGUCGCAGGGUUUGGAGAGCAGGGGCUGUAUUGGACGCAGAUAUUUGCGCUGAUUUCCUAGUUUUCCAGCCUCAUUUGGCGACCUGGCAACCGCAUUUGGUGCUAGAUUGGUUUUCACCUUGGAUUUCUGCAACUUUGCCGACCAGGCUGCGUAUCAGCACUAUUCUGCUCUCACCUAGCACUACCUAUACCUCUAUUCAACAGCUAUCUAUCCUUUUGGCAAUAUAUUUUCCUCUCAAU
This is a messenger RNA of Linderina pennispora, 767 nucleotides long. RefSeq lists its product as uncharacterized. The record is from RefSeq and is a predicted model, not a curated record. The transcript has a single exon. Bases 73 to 588 code for a protein of 171 amino acids. NCBI's taxonomy places the organism in Eukaryota, Fungi, Kickxellomycota, Kickxellomycetes, Kickxellales, Kickxellaceae.